Messenger RNA from Leptinotarsa decemlineata (Colorado potato beetle), 1698 nucleotides. RefSeq names its product facilitated trehalose transporter Tret1. The record is from RefSeq and is a predicted model, not a curated record. Gene Ontology annotation, cellular component: membrane. Gene Ontology annotation, biological process: transmembrane transport. Gene Ontology annotation, molecular function: transmembrane transporter activity. Lineage: Eukaryota; Metazoa; Arthropoda; Insecta; Coleoptera; Chrysomelidae.
CUGAUAGUAGUUGAUAACUGCUGGUAGAGAAUCUGAAUCUGAUGAUUCAAUCCAUUAAUGUUACUGGAUCAUAAUGGGUUCAAGUGAAAUUACAAAGAAAACAAAGUUUUUAGCCAAUUUCAAAGGGACUUUUCCACAAGUUUUUGCCGCAAUAUCAGGAACUCUAUUCGCUAUUUCUGAUGGAAUGACAUAUGGAUGGACAGCUCCUUUCAUUCCAUACCUGAUAAGCGAGGACAGCCAUUUAAAAACAACAAAAUAUGAAGCGGAAUUCUUGGAAACCGCGCUUUUGGUAGGAUCAUUUUGUGGUUUGCCUGUAACAAUUUACCUCGUAGACAAAAUCGGUAGAAAAAUGUCUCUUCUGCUGGCUUCUUUCGUGGUCUUCAUAGCAUGGAUUGUAAUAGCUCUUGGAAACAGAAUAGAAUACAUUUUCGUAGCAAGAUUUGCAUGUGGAAUGUCAGGAAAUAUGGCAUUCGUAGCUGCUCCAAUGUUUUUGGCUGAGAUAGCGGAUCAGAAAAUCAGAGGUUUCUUAUCAAGUAUAAUUUAUGUAAUGAUGCUUCUUGGAUGUGUGAUAGUAUACUGUGUUGGUCCCUAUUUACCAUUUUACGUACCGUCUAUUAUUGGGGCAGGAGUCGCCAUUGUAGAGCUCUUAACAUUUUCCAGAGUACCAGAAUCUCCUCUCUAUCUUUUGUACAAGGGCAAACCUGAAAAAUCUAUGGAAUCGCUCAAAUACUAUAAACCUUAUAUUGAUGUUGCUAAAGAAAUGAGCGAGAUGGUUGAUAUAUUAGAGAAGCAACAGCAACAUAAAGGAAAAUGGACAGAUUUGAUAACUGUCGGCAGUAACAGAAAGGCAAUUUUGAUAAUGACAGUUUUGAAUGCUGGUCAACAUUUGUGCGCCUAUUCAGUGAUUUUAAUGAAUUUGCAUCUGAUUUUAAAAUCAGCAGGAUCAGUAUAUAUGGACUCGUCUAUUGCAGCAAUUUUGUUUUCAGUUCUGAUGCUGGCUGCUGCUACUUUUGCUUCUUUGCAAAUUGAUAAAUAUGGCAGAAAAGUUCUACUAAUAUUCUCCAGCUUCAUAACUGGUAUAUGCUUAUUAGCAAUUGCUGUCUACUUUCACUUCAAAGAAACGGGAUACGAUGUUAUGACCGUCAGUUGGAUACCAAUUGUUUCUGUCAUGAUAUAUGCAGCUGCUUUUAAAAUUGGAGUUGGCCUGGUUCCCAUCGUUGUUACUGCAGAAAUUUUUCCUACGGAUUUGAAAGCUUUUGGAAUGACUAUGUCAGAUGCUAUGUUUAUUGUAGGAGGAAUCAUCGCUUUACAACUUUACCAGUGGAUGACAUACGUAUACGGAUUGUAUCCACCUUUUUAUGUGUUUGCAGUAUGUUCCUUUUUCAUUACUGUAUUCACAAUAUGUUUCGUACCAGAAACAAAGGGAAAGACUCUUGAUGAAAUACAAAGUAUUCUGAAAGGAGAUAAAAGUUGUAAAAUACCUAAAAUAGCCGAAGAGAAAGUGUGUGCUUCCUGAAGUUGAAGUGAUGUGAUAUAAAUGACAGACUCUUCGAAUGUUUUUUUUAAUGUAUAGAUAAAAUUCAGAAAACAGGAUGACGUAGAAAACUCAAAAUUUAUUACAAUUUUUUAAUGUCUGUAUGGAAUCAUAAUUACUCAGUAGCAGCAUCUGAAAUUUUGUAAUAAUUUCUACGAAGCUAA